This is a messenger RNA of Nicotiana tabacum (common tobacco), 989 nucleotides long. RefSeq lists its product as uncharacterized. The record is from RefSeq and is a predicted model, not a curated record. NCBI's taxonomy places the organism in Eukaryota, Viridiplantae, Streptophyta, Magnoliopsida, Solanales, Solanaceae.
UUCCUCUAUCUUCCCACAACAUUCCCAACUUUGUAACCUUAUUUUAAGGUAGUGUUGCUUAUCAAUUCCUUCACCAUAUUCAAAACACUGUUUAGCUAAUUUUAAUUCAUUUAACAUAGAGAAAUUUGUAUUCUGUAUGUUGGAUUUUUGUUACUUAGAUGAUGAGUCUGAAAAUGGGUUCAGUUUCUUACAACCAACAAAACAACCAUGGGAUCAUGGUUGAGCAAAAUCAAGAUUCUUUGUGUACUGAUUCGUCUUCAGAAGUUUCUAGUAAUUUCUCGUCGUCUGCAGACGACGAGUUGUUUGGUGAAGAAGAGGGAGAAGAAGGGAACUUUUAUUCUUCAUCUUCUGAUCCAACUUCUCCUAAUUCUUCUGGUAGUUCAAGUCAUGAGCGCACAACGGGAGCUUUGCAAAAUAUGUCCUCUCUUCUUCAAAAACUUCCCUUCAAGAGAGGAUUGUCAAAGCAUUACAAUGGAAAAUCACAAUCAUUCACCUCUUUAUCAAAUGUGAGUAGCUUAGAGGACUUGGCCAAACCUGAAAACCCAUACAACAAGAAACUCAAAUCAUGCAAAAGCUAUGGAGUAUUUUUGGAAGGUUUUAAAUCAGAUCAUCACCAGUCUCCUCCUACAAGAAGAGGCAGCAGUUCUUCAAAACUCAACUCAAAGAAAACAAACAGAGUUGGAUCAUAUUCAUCACUUAGGGGAAGGAGAAAUGGUAGCUUUCUUGGAAAUAAUAAUAGACCUCCUGUUCCUCCACAUAGAUCAACUAGUUUUACUAAUCCAACCCCUUUAUUUGCUUGACGUUUUUUUUUUUUUUUCAAUUUUUCUUAAAAGAGUUCACCAAAUGUAUUUUAAUCUGUGUUCUUGUUUGGUUGAUCGCUUUGAUCUUCAAUGUCUAAACGAAGAGUCUCUUUUGUGUUUUCUGUCCUUCUACAAGCGGAAGACAUGUUCAAGCAAAAUAACCAUCAAAUGCUAAUUGAUGUUGAAAUA